Molecule: messenger RNA, 782 nt
Organism: Heterobilharzia americana
Lineage: Eukaryota; Metazoa; Platyhelminthes; Trematoda; Strigeidida; Schistosomatidae
Source: the annotation of a GenBank genome assembly
AGGACAACUAAUUCAUGCAAAGAAGCAUAAUUAUUCUACGUUCCAGAGUAGAUAAUUUCAGUAUACAACACCUAGAAAAUAUUUAUUGACUGCAAAUAAAUUUAAUUUUUAAUAUAGGGGACAGGUGGUUUCAUUCAAUUACUUAACAAAACAUAAUUUCUAGAUACAUCUACAUUUUUGACGUAGACUACCUUUUAUCGGACAAUAGAAAAUGUUCAAUCUUCCCAAAACACGAUUUCAUAAUAAGGUUAACAUAGCUAAUAUUUUAUGCUUUCAUGGGUUUUGUCACAUAUCAUCAACGAAAUCAACGGACAACUGCAAUCAGUAACGGACAAUACCGUCACCCAGUAGGAGACAUCAAAAUUCUAAUGGGUGACAUGAAUGCCAAUCUGGAAGAAGACAACACAGGAAGACAACUCAUCAUGGGUCGAGAAACACUUAGUGAAACGAUGAAUGAGAAUGGAGAACUGUUUGCAGACCUCUGUGCAUCCAACGAUUUGGUGAUUGGAGGCAAGGAUAUUCACAAAGCGACAUGCAUUCAACUUCACCACUCAGACAUACUACACGAAAAAUCAGAUCGACCUCAUUUCAAUGUGAGGAAAGUGGAGACUUAGCCUACUGGACACUAAAAAACCAGAUGGAUAAGAGGAGCAGAUGUAGGUUCAUAACAUUCACUAUCGAGUGCGAAGAAACUUCAAAAGCAGUAGAAAGCUUCAAAUAAUUGGGUGAUAGACCACAGUUCACGUUUGACGCCUGAAGCAGAAACUGAAGGACGAAUUUAC